Messenger RNA from Paramecium sonneborni, 194 nucleotides. NCBI's taxonomy places the organism in Eukaryota, Ciliophora, Oligohymenophorea, Peniculida, Parameciidae. The record is from the annotation of a GenBank genome assembly.
AUGGAAAGGAUAAUCAAAUGGUUAUUGUCUGUGGAGACUUUAAUUAAAAAGUGGUUAAAGCUUAAGAUUUCUAGAAUGUACUAGAUAGUAAGGACAUUCCCUAUAUUAGAUAGGUAAUGGGAAAGGACAGACAGCCCAAAACGGAUGAGGUAUUGGUAUUUCCAAAGCUGAAUUCUAAAAACAGUUAAGUUUGA